CAAACUGCCUAGCUGGGCUAGAGCAGUUGUUCCCAAAAUAUUUUAUGUUACUGAGAAGGCUUGGAAUUAUUAUCCUUAUACAAUCACAGAAUACACAUGCUCAUUUUUGCCUAAAUUCUCCAUUCACAUAGAGACAAAAUAUGAGGACAACAAAGGAAGCAAUGACAGUAUUUUUGACAAAGAAGCUAAAGAUCUGGAGCGAGAAGUCUGCUUUAUUGAUAUUGCCAGCGAUGAAAUUCCUGAGCGCUAUUACAAAGAAUCAGAGGAUCCUAAAUACUUCAAGUCACUGAAGACCGGGAGAGGCCAAUUAAAAGAAGGCUGGAGAGACACCCAUCAGCCAAUUAUGUGUUCCUACAAACUUGUGACUGUGAAAUUUGAAGUCUGGGGACUUCAAACCAGAGUAGAGCAAUUUGUGCACAAGGUGGUCAGAGAUAUACUACUGAUCGGUCACCGGCAGGCUUUUGCCUGGGUUGAUGAGUGGUACGAUAUGACUAUGGAUGAUGUUCGAGAAUACGAGAAAAAUAUGCAUGAAAAAACCAACAUUAAAGUUUGCAACCAACAUUCAUCUACUGUGGAUGAAAUAGAGAGCCAUGCCAAAGCAAGAACAUGACAAUGGAUGAAGUCCGAGAGUUCGAACGAGCCACUCAGGAAGCCACCAACAAGAAGAUUGGGAUUUUCCCACCUGCAAUAUCUAUCUCUAACAUUUCCAUGCCUUCUUCAACCCGCAGUGCUCCAUCUAGUGCUCCAUCAACUCCCCUCUCCACAGAUGCUCCUGAAUUCCUAACAGUUCCCAAAGACCGGCCUCGGAAAAAGUCUGCUCCAGAAACUCUCACUCUUCCAGAUCUAGCGAAAAAAACCCUUUAAAUUAACCCAGCAUGUUCCUCCCGAUAAGCCAUGUCUACCACAGCAAGAGUGACGUAACUCUGUUUCUACAAAGCUCAUGGUGGUUUGUUGGUGGUUGUUUUUUUGCUUAAAAUAAUCUUAAUGGUGUGGAAAGAUUACUUCUUUCCUCAGACUUGAUCCUUAAAACCUUC
This is a messenger RNA of Apaloderma vittatum (bar-tailed trogon), 1034 nucleotides long. RefSeq names its product phosphatidylinositol transfer protein, cytoplasmic 1 (gene PITPNC1). Gene Ontology annotation, cellular component: cytoplasm. Gene Ontology annotation, molecular function: phosphatidylinositol transfer activity; phosphatidylinositol binding. The annotation marks the transcript as partial. The transcript is spliced from 8 exons. Lineage: Eukaryota; Metazoa; Chordata; Aves; Trogoniformes; Trogonidae. Gene Ontology annotation, biological process: phospholipid transport. The record is from RefSeq and is a predicted model, not a curated record.